Messenger RNA from Danio rerio (zebrafish), 1604 nucleotides. RefSeq names its product major histocompatibility complex class I LDA (gene mhc1lda). NCBI's taxonomy places the organism in Eukaryota, Metazoa, Chordata, Actinopteri, Cypriniformes, Danionidae. The record is from RefSeq and is marked validated.
AUUUACACAUCACUCAAAUUAAUGGAGAAACAUCUUCAAACCUUAGACAUACAGUAUUAUAUCUUGGCAAAGUUAUGAUUCCUGAAAUAUAUUGACCCAAAAUGCAACAUGCAAAAUGGUUCUGAUAUAUUUAUCUUGAGCCAUUAUAGUCCAAAAAUAUUUCACACAUAAUUUUUAGCAUUCGAAGAGAUUGUUGUAAAAACUAAUAUACAAAUGUCUUAACACCACGUGACAAACAACAGACAUAAUAUAUUGUAUUAAAUUGUCAGUUAAGAUCGAACAAUUACAGCCAUACCUAAAUGUGUUCACAUUCAAUUUCUAGCAAUGGUUCUGAGUGUAUUUCAAUACUGACGUUUUUUCAGACGAAUGUAAAAGGGGAAGUGAAAGCAUGUUUAUCUAGACUGCACAGUAGCGGUUGCUUGAAAAGCAUUUAUUUUAUUGAAACUGUUGAAAUGCUCAUAAACACACAAAGUGUGGAUUAACAGUGUUGAUAAUUUGAAAUAACGUGCAGACUGAAAAUCAAUGUUUGGUGCGCAAUCAGUAUGGACAAGGUUCUUCACCUUAUGCUGAUUUUACUUCCAGCAGUUGCUCCGAAAGGAUCUCACUCUCUGUGGAUGCAUUCAACGUACAUAAAAGGACAGACUCCAUUUCCUGAAUUUAGUUUUGUACUGAUGUUGGAUGAUGUCAGAGUCAUGUACUACAAUGGUGAAACAAAAAAUGUCUUUCCAAGAGGAAACGCAACAAAUGAAGACGAUGUAUUUGAUUUAAAUGUUCUUCGCACAAUAAGUGACAAAGUGCAUUCAUCUUUUGAGGAAAAAUGGGUAGUAGCAACCCAAGAUGUAAACAAAACUGAAGUUGUUCUUGCCCUUCAGAGGAUAGUUGGGUGUGAACUGAGACAUGAUGGUAAACCAGGACAAAUGAUCACACGUGACGCUGCCAGAGGAUCCACCACUGAUGAGCUGCUAUAUGUUGACAAAAAUUUUACGUACCAGGGUACUUUGAACGUCCCAGCCUUUGUGCUAAAUAUGCAUCUUAAAAUCAGUAUGUGGAAUCACGAACAUUUAUAUCAUCCAUUCUGCAUCAAAACACUCAAGGGGUACCUUGAAAAAAGGAAGAAUCAAGUCAACAGAAAAGUAAAACCCAAAGUCAGGCUUCUCUUGAAAAAGCUGUCUUCUAGUUUUCGUGUGAGUUGUUUGGCGACUGGGUUUUACCCUCGUCACAUCAACCUGACCCUGUUGAGAGAUGGACAGCCUGUAUCUGAUCAUGAUGUCACUGGAGGAGAUCUGCUGCCCAAUGGAGACGGGACGUACCAGAUGAGGAAGAGUCUGCAGAUAAGAGCAGAGGAGAGAGAAAAACACAAAUACACCUGCUCUGCCAAACACCUCAGUCUGGACAACAAACUGGAUGUUAAUUUGGAUUAUCCAGGGGAAAGAUUUGAGCCAGUGCAUUCCAAGGUGAUAGUGGCUUGCGUGGUUGGGUUGGUGUUACUGACCAUAGCUGGCACUAUCAUUGAAUGCAGGAAGAGAAAGCAGUCAGCUUAAUCUACAACCCACUUCCGGAACAUCGAAUGCAUAAUGUCUAUGGGCAAAAUAACAAGGCUGGAC